ACACACACUCUAAAUUGUAGUCUCACUGCCAACUCCGAGAAUUCGUUCUCGCCCAGGGGACUGACAGGGACAAACGUAUUAGCCGCGCUCCGCGCGCCCCCCUCCAGGUAGAUAUCCCAAUUUGGUGCCAUCACGUGCAUAUCAUUUCCAGGCGCGACUGCUGGUGCAAGUAGGAGCGGGAGGAGCGGGAGGAGAGUGCCGGCCAAGUGCCGCACCAUAUCCAUGUCCAAGAGCAGCGAGCGACGCAGCAGCAGCAGCAGCACCAGCAGCAGCAUCAUCGGAUCAUGACGCCAGUGCCGGAGGAGAACGAUGGCCCUGAACCAGCCCCUUCUACUGCUCCACCAAUUCAAACCGUCAGGCAGCGGCGUCGACAUAAUCCGCAACCGCCACCGCCACCUCCACCGCAGCAGCCGGAAGAAGCUCCAGAUCCCGAGGCGGGAUCUGGUGGUGAUGACACCGGCGAAAGAAAGUCCACAGUUCUUAUGCCCCCGCCCCCGCCAAGGAUCGGGAGCAGUCAGGCGGGCAGCAGUACUCUGCUAUUGACACCUGACGAGAUCAUCGAGGCCUAUGAACGCGCCGUGCAGGCGGCCAUUGAGGGAAGCGAAGGCGCCGUCGGCGACGCAACGCAGAGCAAGUGGAAGAAGCUCCGAUCACUCACUGUUCAAUCGACGCUUAGGGCCGUGCGCGACGGCCUGCUGUUCGUGGUCGGUGGUUUCUUGCGGUUCGUUCGACGCCUGGACAUGCACGGCGGCGGUACCGGGAACAAUAUCAACUUUGUCGAGGGGCUAAUUGACUUCCUCGCCGGCUCCCUGGGCGGAGCGGCUCAGGUUUAUGUCUCCCAACCCCUCGAUACGGUCAAGGUCAAGUUACAAACAUUCCCGGAGGCAUAUCGCGGCAUGUGGGAUUGCUUUGUGAGCACAUAUCGAAAGGAUGGCUUUGCCCGUGGUCUAUAUGCUGGCUCCAUACCGGCUGUGUUUGCCAAUGUUGCCGAAAACUCUGUGCUAUUUGCAGCCUACGGCGGUUGCCAGAAAUUUGUGACAUUUUUGGUGGGCAAGGAGACGCCGGGCGAGUUGACCACCGUACAGAAUGCCUGUGCGGGCUCUCUCGCCGCCUGCUUCUCCACGCUCACCCUGUGUCCCACGGAGCUGAUCAAGUGUAAGCUCCAGGCGCUGCGGGAGAUGAAGCAUUUCGUGGAGGCAGCACAUCCGGAGGAUAUGCGAACGCCAUGGACGCUGACUCGAUAUAUCUGGCGGACUGAGGGCAUUCGAGGCUUCUAUCGAGGCCUAAGUUCUACAUUCAUACGUGAAAUGCCAGGCUACUUUUUCUUUUUCGGGAGCUAUGAGGGCACGCGUGAGUUGCUGCGAAGCGAAGAUCAAACAAAAGAUGAAAUAGGACCAAUUCGAACGAUGAUCGCCGGCGCCGUUGGUGGCGUCUGCCUAUGGACCUCAACGUUUCCAGCUGAUGUUAUCAAGAGCCGCAUCCAGGUGAAGAACCUUAAUGAUAGCAUGUUCACCGUGGGAGCUGACAUAGUUCGACGCGAGGGCGUCCUGGCCCUAUAUCGCGGCCUGUUGCCCUCCGUCCUGCGUACAAUUCCGGCAACGGCCACUCUGUUCGUCACCUAUGAGUACACCAAGCGGGCAUUGACCGCCACCCUCUGAUCUCUGUCGACCUGUUUCCGCCAUUAAAUAUUGGGUGCGAGGAACGAUGUGGCAUAGUUCCGGGAGCGGAUGUUGGCGAGAAGCCGCUAAAGCUACUCCAAAGUAGCUGUUGUUUGGAGCGUGGCCGCGGGCGGUCAUCAUGAAAUAAUUCAUUUUUUUUUUCUAGAUAAUUCCUAGACCGUAAUGUUGUGCCUGUAUGUUGUUCAGAUAAUUAUGCUAAUAUUGCUAAUGACUGACUAAUA
Messenger RNA from Drosophila serrata, 1900 nucleotides. RefSeq names its product mitochondrial ornithine transporter 1. Gene Ontology annotation, cellular component: mitochondrion. Lineage: Eukaryota; Metazoa; Arthropoda; Insecta; Diptera; Drosophilidae. The record is from RefSeq and is a predicted model, not a curated record. Gene Ontology annotation, biological process: mitochondrial L-ornithine transmembrane transport. Gene Ontology annotation, molecular function: L-ornithine transmembrane transporter activity.